Drosophila albomicans is the source of this 683-nucleotide messenger RNA. RefSeq lists its product as uncharacterized. The transcript has 3 exons. Bases 148 to 444 code for a protein of 98 amino acids. Lineage: Eukaryota; Metazoa; Arthropoda; Insecta; Diptera; Drosophilidae. The record is from RefSeq and is a predicted model, not a curated record.
UCAGUUUCCAGUUCCUCAUUCUGAGAGACGCUUUAAGCGCAUAAGACUUUAAUGCGACUUUAAUACAUCAUUCGAAAUUGCUUCGGGGGCAACUUCUGCUGCUGCCUGCUUCUUCUUCUUCUUCAUCUUGUGAAUUUCAAAUUCAAAAUGCGGCACACAUUUCGAUUGAUUUUCUUGUACUGCUGCUGGCUCGUCAUCUUGUUGCCAACUUUGUGCCACACACAGAGCAGCUGCCAGACACCCGACAAGACUGUUGGCCAAUGUGUGCACUUUAGCUCCUGUCGUUUUGUGCUACGCCAAUAUGCGAUGUACAAGGAACACAUGCCGCCUGCCAUAAUGCGCUUCCUGCAAAGAUCACGCUGCAGGCCCAAAGUUGAUGGCUAUCAUUUGUGCUGCGAACUAAAAGACGUGAUUCCUGCGAAUGCCAACUCAAAGUUAAAAUGAAUUUUUGUGUGUAUCAACUUCAAAGCACAUGUGUGUCUAUAUAUAGUAUAAAGAUGCGUGCUUUGAUCUGCAUAAUUUCAACUUUAAAGCACGGUCAAAAGUUUUAUGUGCGACGCCGCUGCAAUUAUGUGAAUCAAGUGCAACUUGGCUGGCGUCUUUUGCAUAUAAAAAUCUGAUGGCACAUCUUUUAUAAUACUUAACAAAAAACUCAACACUUUUGUACGAUAUUGUUUGGCUGC